This is a messenger RNA of Stylophora pistillata, 2610 nucleotides long. RefSeq lists its product as uncharacterized. NCBI's taxonomy places the organism in Eukaryota, Metazoa, Cnidaria, Anthozoa, Scleractinia, Pocilloporidae. Gene Ontology annotation, cellular component: plasma membrane. The record is from RefSeq and is a predicted model, not a curated record.
CUUUGCUUCUUACACUAGUAACAGAUUGUCGUCUAAAUUUCAAUCUUUUUUUUUUCGUAGAAUGGCACAAAGAGGAAGAGAUGUGACUAGCUCUGCGUCGAAAAUUACAGAAAAAAACCCUGGAGGUUCGUCUGUGACGACUGGAAGUGCGUGGAUUGUGAGUGGCCUUAUUCCAAUUAACGCCGGCAUCGAUCAUUGCCAAACUUCCAAAGGGAUGCAGAAUAACCAAAGUUUCUUGGUUACCACCAGCCAAGCGAUGAGACUAAGAGAGGCCGACCUGAUAUGGCUAGCUGAAUUCGCACCACGAGAAUGGUUAGGCACGUUCAAAACCCAAGGGUGUUACUGUCUAGGGAAUAACGCAAUACAUGAAGUCUCAGUUUGUGAUAACAACACCAGGCUAAUCCUGAUACCAACAGAACAUUUGCACCAGCAGAAAUAUUUCUCUGGGUGGCGAGAAAAUGAGUUUCAGUCCAAACGUUCACUACCCUGUUGUCAGAAGGAGAACGAGUCGCAGGGUAGAGCAGCUAAUGCACGACAAAGUGAGCUCUACUGUAACGUGCUAACAAACCAAUACUCCGAGAAACGUUACCUCCUUUGCGUAGAUGAUCAUGAAUCUUAUUUCUUGAAGUCCCAUGGAAACGGAGUUGAACUUAGAAAGUUGGAACAUUUUCAGCAGAAUGAAAUUCCAAAGGGUGCAAUCAUCCUCGACAAAAAAGGGAACGGUGUGGGAUUGUUGGCCUUCGACGACAACGGAGAGGUCCGUCCGUUAUUUUUCCCCAAAAACUUGUUUGGUUCCGAUGAGCAAGGUCUUGCCAGAGGUUUACCUAUAAACUCGUUCCUAAAAGAAAAUAAUCUUGAAGGUUCAGGUAAAUUUAGUAAAGCAGAAGAUCAGCUGAAUAUACAAACACCCAAAACAUCAGAACACCAAGAACAUGAAAGCAACAAGAGCAAUGCUGGAAACAGCCGAGGACAACAAAGAAGUUGUGGUGAUGGUGAAGAGGAAAAACCUCAGUCCCACAAAGGCCAACAUCAGGUUGAAGAAACUUAUGCCGUGCAAGAGAGUGAACUUGCUGGUGAGAAACAGCAAAGCAUUAAGAACAAACCUUUGAUCAAGAGAUCAUGCAGUGAACAACAAGCCACCAAAGAGAAACCAAGGCCUGACAGGUUGCUCAGUGAGAGGAAUCACAUACCUCUGAGAGAAGAGGAACUGGUUUCAGAUGCUGUUUUGAGUGAUAUCUAUGUGAUGGAUCAUCUUAAAAACCUUCUAGACAGGUCUGUCACAGGCAUAAAAAACUGGAGAUACCUAGCAGAUCUUAAUGGUGUCCCUAUAGAGAAGCAACUCAAAUGGCAAUUAGGUGAACAUCAUUCUAGAUCUGAAAAGAUGUUUGAAGCACUCACUUGUACAAAUCCUGAACUUUCCAUGAGAAGUCUAGUAAAACAUCUAAGUGACCUUGGCAUCAACAAUGUGGCAAAUUUUAUGACUGAUCUCAAACUUGAAGAGAACAUGACGGCUGAAGAAUUCUUUGAAUUUCAAAAUCGAAAUGUCAUUGGCAAAGUCCUUAUGAAGCUGGAUUUAAUUGACAAAGACAACUGGUGGAAUCUGGGAAUUAAAAUUGGUAUGAGUGCCAAAAGUCUUAAGCAGAUCAAGAUCGAUUGUGAAAAUCGACAAGAAAAUCCAGGAAGUCAUGUGAUAAACAUCAUUGCCACAUCAGAACCCACAAUGACCAUCGGUCAGUUCAAGAAAAAGUUGGCGAACCUAGGACGUAAAGAUGUUGCCCGGAAAUUGAACAUGCUAUCAGAGAAGUCAGUGAUCGGCAAGUUGCUCGACAACUUAGACUUGGUUCGGGAAGUGACAAGCUUGCUCAAUAGCCCUGAUUCUCCUGUACUCAAAAACUACAAGGAUCUGGCUGCUGAUUGCGGAAUUUCAAGGGAAAAGUAUGAAAGUCUGCAGCCGCCAUGUGCCGAUAGCCCAACACAGAAAACGAUUGAGGAAAUCGUCCAGCGUAAUCCAAAGUUUUCUGUGGAAGAGCUUUUCAAGAAUUUGAGUGACAUGGAACGUUUGGACGUCAUAGAGGCCAUUAGCCCCUAUUACGAGGAGGAAGACGUGUUGGCCUUGAAAAGAAAGUUAAGGAUUACAGACGAGUGAGCACUCUCGUUAGAUAAGGUUCCAGCUACCAUUAUGCAUAUGCUAACUGAGGUCCUAACCUCGUUAAUGAACUAUCAGCAGACAUGAAGUGAUUGUUUCAAGUAAACAAAAACUGAAGAGGUAGUUAGAAAAGCUAAGUUCUCCUUCAUUCUUUAUGUUUUUCAAUGAGAUUGUGCAGAGAGUCUUACGAUAGGCGAUACACGUAGCAUGAAAAUUCUCGGGAGUGUUAUUUUGAGGAAUUUGGGACUUUUUUUAAGUGUUUUACAGCUACAAACUCCAGUUUUGGUGUUCGAGCCUUGAUGAUUACCGUCUAAACAGCUUCAAACGUUGACAAGGAAGCAAACAUAAUAUUUACUUCAAAAAGUAACUCUCGACCUUUAUUUCAGCGUAUUAUUACACGACUCGGGCAGUCAGAGGGCCAAUAACUAAAAUCAACCAAUCAAAAUGCUCUAUUGCUGGUCAAU